AUGGCUCCCGAAUCUACCCCCUCCAAAGGGGGAAUGAUGUCGCUAUAUGCAAACCUACUCGACCCAUCGGCCGAGUCAACGCCGGGAACGAUCUCCCGCGCCCCCGUCGUCUUCAAGCAGAGCUCCGAGACCGACGCGCAACCUGACGAAUCUGCUGCGAAAAAGCAGCAGGUCAAUGCUGCUUCACUUCGAUUCCAGCCUACCAAAAGGCCUCAACUGAACCAGAAAACCAAACCCAAGCCGACACUGCCCAAGGCAGGGCUGCCGGCAAGUACGAUACAAGCUGUGACUUCAGCGGCCGCGCCUGCGAAGAGCAAAUUGGCCGACUGGGCUGCUACAGAAGAGGAUGACUUUGAUUACUAUGUCGGCGAGAAGCGGCAACGAGGCGGGAGGAAGAAGCGCAAGAAGAACCGAGAGCCGCAAAUGGUCAUGCAGAAUUGGGAUGACAUAUACGACCCGUCUCGUCCGAAUAACUAUGAAGAAUAUCGACAUAGUGACGAGAAGAUCCUCGAGGUCCGCGAGUGGAAGGACCGCCUCUAUGCGCACCGAAUGAAGCGCUCGCCGACGCCGGACUCGGAUAGCGAUUACGAUCGGCCUAUGAAUCGUCAAUUUGCGCCUCCCGGGAGCUUCGCGCCACCACCAAACCUCAAUGAUAUUCCACCUCCACCUCCAGCAGAUAUUCCUGAUGAUCCCUCCGGCGAAGAUGCAUUUGCACGCCGUCUACGCAUGAGCCAGAACGUCAGCGAUGGCACGGGCACAUCCAACUAUGCCGUUCCACCACCACCUCCUCCACCUGAUGAACAACCCGCUCCUCCCGACGACGUCACUAGCGAAGACCCAUAUCUACACCGACUUGAGCAAUCGCAGAACCAGCCGCCACCAGAACAUACACCGGCUCCUCCUCCGCCACGCCCCCUGGAUGCUUUCCAGCCCAGUUCCGCAACUAUCUCCCGCGCCCCAGUCCGUUACACACUCCCACCACCACCCGAAGAAAUCCCCGCGUCCGAAGCCGAAUUGGAAGAAAUGCUUGCACAAGAAGAAAAAUCUGCUCCUGAAGACAACGAAGACGCCCCCCGAUCACGACUUCCCGGUCAGAAGGGCUUUGCAGAACGACAACUCGCCAAAUACGGCUGGACCAAAGGCUCCGGGCUCGGUGCUACAGGAUCGGGUAUCGUCAAUCCUCUACAAGUAAAGGUUGAGAAGCGGAAAAAACGACCUGAUUCCGAAGGCGGCGGUUUUGUUACACCUGGCGGACGAGGCAAGAUCAUUGGCGGGAAGAAGAAAAAUGAGGACACAGGCAAGUUUGGGCCCAUGAGUCCCGUUGUAAUUCUUCGCGGUAUGUUAGAUGGUAUGGAUCUGGAUGACGAAUUGCAUCGUGAGGGAGGCGGCUUGAUGCAAGAGAUUGGAGAAGAGUGUAAUGAAAAGUAUGGGAGAGUGGAGCGAGUGUAUAUCGCGCGAGACGUGGGCACGCCUAUCCCAGUGUUCGUGAAAUUUACGAAUGAGCUAUCCGCAUUACGUGCUGUAAAUGCACUUGAAGGGCGAAUCUUCAACGGAAAUGCAAUCCUUGCCCGGUUCUUUGAUCCCGAGAAAUUUGAACAGGGAGUCUAUGUUGAAUAA
Messenger RNA from Penicillium daleae, 1617 nucleotides. RefSeq lists its product as uncharacterized. Bases 1 to 1617 code for a protein of 538 amino acids. The record is from RefSeq and is a predicted model, not a curated record. Gene Ontology annotation, biological process: mRNA cis splicing, via spliceosome. Gene Ontology annotation, cellular component: precatalytic spliceosome. NCBI's taxonomy places the organism in Eukaryota, Fungi, Ascomycota, Eurotiomycetes, Eurotiales, Aspergillaceae. Gene Ontology annotation, molecular function: RNA binding. The transcript has 5 exons.